AUUCUGCUUGGACGUGUUUGCGUCGGAGUUGGAAAACAAAUCUCGGCUCAUACUGGCACGAUGGGAGGGUCGCAGAGCGUUGAGGUGCCUGGCGGGGGGACAGAAGGCUAUCAUGUCCUCAGAGUACAGGAUGGAUCGCCCGGCCAUGCGGCAGGACUGGAGGCUUUCUUUGAUUUUAUUGUUGCCAUAGGAAAUAACAGAUUGAACCAGGACAAUGACAGUUUAAAGGAACAGCUAAAGUCUAACAUGGAAAGACCUGUGAAGAUGACAGUGUAUAGCAGUAAGACCCAGGGCGUGAGAGAAGUGACCAUCACCCCCAGCCAGACCUGGGGAGGUCAAGGUCUGCUAGGGGUCAGCAUCAGGUUCUGCUCAUUUGAAGGUGCUAAUGAAAAUGUUUGGCAUGUUUUGGACAUUCAUCCAAACUCCCCUGCAGACCUGGCGGGACUCCGAGCUAACACAGAUUACAUCAUAGGGGCAGAUUCCGUUCUUCAUGAGUCUGAAGAUUUGUUCACGCUCAUUGAAUCACAUGAAGGGAAACCUCUAAAGUUAUAUGUGUACAACGCAGAUACAGAUUCCUGUAGGGAGGUUACUAUCACACCUAAUGGAGCCUGGGGUGGAGAAGGCAGCAUGGGUUGUGGAAUAGGCUAUGGAUAUUUGCAUCGCAUUCCCAAGCGUCAGUUCCCCUCCUCGAUACCCCCGGGCCAGAUGACAGCAAGCCCCCGCUGGAGGGGCGUGGUGGUUAACAGUACAGCCCCAGGAAAACAAGCAGAUGGAUUCUCAGACGUGCCUCUCAGUGCAUCCGGACAGACAUUAAGUCAAGGUAUUGGACAGAUUUCACUGAACCCAGCCUUGAGUACAGCGAGUCCCACAAUACCAGUUGUCCCUCCUUUCAACUCGACACCAGGUGGAAUGGUGACAGUGCAAGGUCUGCCGCCACCCUCCACGUUACCAAAUAUCGCAGGUCUUAAUAACUUGCCUCCUUUGCCGGCUCCCAUAUCUAUAGCAGGCUUACCCCCGAUGCCCAUGCCUCGGAUGACAAUGCCACCCUUAUCAUCCAUGAGCACAUUACCGACAACAGGAGCUGCCUUACCAGGCACAUUGCCGAUGCCCGCUAUGCCUUUACAGCUGCCCACCCCAACACCUUUACCUAACUUCUCCAUGAAUAACACAGGUGUGCCGGAGGGUUCAGGAGUAGCAGCCACUGCUGCCCCAGAAGUCACAGCAACAGCUGCCCCAGGGGUAAACGUUACCUCGCACAUCAAGGACGCAACCUCGUCCACUCCGGCGCAGACCCCAUCAGUACCCUCAAAUGCUACACCAAACACAGUUGCAGAUACAUCAUCAAAGCCCAAUUCUGCGAUAAACUCGACGACACCGGCGUCGGUUGUUGAAACGCCCCAAACAGCAGCCUCAUGAUCAACUACCCAAGAUAAUAUACACUGUGACUUUGAACCAGCUUUUGUACAAACCAAGAGGAUGUUUUUGUUUUGAGUUUUUUUGUUUGUUUU
Molecule: messenger RNA, 1508 nt
Organism: Liolophura sinensis
Lineage: Eukaryota; Metazoa; Mollusca; Polyplacophora; Chitonida; Chitonidae
Product: Golgi reassembly-stacking protein 2-like
Biological process (GO): Golgi organization
Cellular component (GO): Golgi apparatus
Molecular function (GO): protein binding
Source: RefSeq, a predicted model, not a curated record